Molecule: messenger RNA, 827 nt
Organism: Cylicostephanus goldi
Lineage: Eukaryota; Metazoa; Nematoda; Chromadorea; Rhabditida; Strongylidae
Source: the annotation of a GenBank genome assembly
AUGUCGUACAAAUCCAUAUUUCUUGACUGUCGCACUGCUGUCGACUAUGUUCACUUAGAGAGCAACAUGAAAGACAUCAUAAUGCAAAAUAUGGAGAAAUAUGUGGUCCAAGAUGAUCGAGCUACUGUUUUGCUCAAACAGUUACGCGAAAAUGGACGUCAGACUUUUCUACUAACCAAUAGUGACUAUAGAUAUACGGAUAAAAUGAUGUCUUUCAUUCUUGGUCGUGACUGGCGAUCAUAUUUCAAUAUUUGUGUAGUAGAUGCUAAGAAACCUAAAUGGUUUGCUGAGGGUACCGUAUUCCGUGAGGUGGAUAUCAAAACUGGAGCGCUAAAAUUAGGGGUUCACACGGGUCCACUGAAGGAAGGUGUUGUCUACUCAGGAGGUUCGAGUGAUGCAUUCCAUAAAAUCGUAAAAGCUCGAGGGAAAGAUGUAUUAUACAUUGGUGACCAUAUCUUUGGUGACGUCUUGAGGUCAAAGAAGUCUCGUGGCUGGAGAACGUUCCUUGUUGUUCCUGAACUCGACCAUGAACUCACAGUGUGGACAGAUCGUCGGCCACUGUUUGAGCAGCUGAACCAACUUGACAAUACCCUUGCCGAUAUUUACAAACAUCUAGACGCAACAUCAAGGAACAAACCACAAAUCCAUACUGUACUUCAACAAGUCAAGAAUCUUGCUCAUGAAAUGGACCAAGAAUACGGAGUAUUAGGAUCACUAUUUCGUGCUGGCUCUAGGACAACAUUCUUUGCCUCCCAAGUGGAGAGGUAUAUUUUUAAUUCUAAUUGGAAAGCUAAUGCUGAAGUUUUUGAUCUACUUAUGCGCUAGGU